AUGGCUCACCAGCAACUGCCGGACUUCGACGACGAGAAAGACAGCUGGAAGCCGUAUGUCAUCAAGGCAGAAGCGUACUUUGAGGCAACGGGCGUGACAGAGUCAGCCAAGAAAUGGGCGUUGUUGAUGGCAGCCUUAAGUACUCGCACUGUCCAGAUAUUGGCAGGAAGAAUAGCGCCCAAGAAGCCUAAUUCUUUGGAGUACGAAGACGUCGUGAAAGCCUUGGACGAGUUCUUUGAUCCCAAGCGCCAUGAGAUUGCUGAAAGUUUCCGCUUUUUCAACUGCUGCCAGCUCGACGGUGAGUCUCCGCCGACUGCACGGCUGUCUACCAGCACGCAGAUCCUUUCGGAUAUAAUCUACGAGUUUCCAGAUGUCUUCAGCUCGGAACUAGGCCUCAACAAAGGACCUGCGGCGCACCUGCAGCUCAAGGAAGGAGUCACACCCAAGUUCUACCACCAGCCGCUCCUGGGCCUGCUGAGAUCGGAUCGGCCAACUCCACCGCUGGCAGCUGCUCGUAUACAGCGCUGGGCGCUGUAUUUGGGCGGAUUCCGCUACAAGCUGCAGUAUUAUCCAGGCAAAUCAGGUGAAUCAGAUGAGUGGACCCUGGCACCGGACGCGAACGUGUACAUCCGCAACUUUGGCAAGGGUGAAAAGUGGAAGACCGGCACGGUACAGUCGGCCGACGGAGCGAGGAUGGUGAGAGUCGAGACGCCAGAUGGCCUUGUUUGGAGACAUGUGGAUCAAGUUCACACAAGGAGAGACUCGGUUGAACCCCAACGUGACAGGGAAGGGGAGAGUAUGCCUAAGUCGAGAACUACGCAAGAAACUCCCGGAUCAGGACCAAGCGCGAAGGCGGAACUCCGUCAGUCACCACACCAGCUGCAAUCAUCAUCCCCAACCCAAGACCAGGAAAAGCAGAAGACCAGGGAACCUACAUUGACCACAGAACUCCGACGCUCAACACGACAGCGGAAACCUGUGCAGCGUCUCCAGUAUUAUUGA
Rhipicephalus sanguineus (brown dog tick) is the source of this 1002-nucleotide messenger RNA. RefSeq lists its product as uncharacterized. Bases 1 to 1002 code for a protein of 333 amino acids. The record is from RefSeq and is a predicted model, not a curated record. NCBI's taxonomy places the organism in Eukaryota, Metazoa, Arthropoda, Arachnida, Ixodida, Ixodidae. The transcript has 4 exons.